AUACGAUGCUGGAAAGGAAGCUGUACAAGACGAAGCUCUGCAUUCUCUAUCAGAGAGGCCACUGUCCCCGACAGAGCUGCUCCUUCGCGCAUGGUGAUGCCGAGCUUCGGCGCUUCUCCGGCUCUUUCUCUUCCGAUGAAAACUUUACACGUAAUUUUCUUCAGCAUAUAUCAGAGCCUUAUUCUUGCUCAUAUGUAUAUUGCAGAGCAUAUGUGGAGUAAAUCCUGGUUUCUUGAAUUAGUAAUCGAACAGGUCAUCCAAAUAUAUUUUUUAAACAGCAUUAGCUAGUAUUUUAGCAGGAAGACAGGUGGGGUUCAUCAGUAUGAAGUUUGUACUAGGCAAAGGACCUAUUAUUCUUUGCUCUUCAAAGGACUAUGCUGGCUGGUGUUUCCUUAUGUGUUCAGCCAUUGUGGUAGCUUUUCCUAUGGCAUGCUCGUAUUUUUCAUACUCUGGUUAUGGUUCUUUGAAACAAUGGAGGCAUAUAUAAGUGACCUUAGAAGUUAGAUUGCUACUAUGGGAUCUUCUAAAUGUUUCGUAGGCCACUUUUUUAGACCAAAAGAUGUUACAGUGUAUAUCCCGAUGUACUUUACAGUGCAGUUGAUUUAAUGGUGGAGCAAGCAGUAUUCACUUCACCUAUGAGAUCCUUCUUGAUUGGGAUGGCAAAAGGAUUUUAUGGACAGAGACAUUACAACUUAUUAUGGAAAGCUAUGGUCAACAGAGCUGACCGAAUUUAUAUCAGAUGGGAGUUGCUUUUGAUUAUUAUAUCUUAUUAUGGCACAAGGGUCGAAUUGUAACUGUUCAAGUUACAUCAUUUUUCUUACUCUCAAGAAGGCAGCCAUAUCAGCUAUCCUCUGAUAGUUGCUUCUGUGAUGCUCAAAAGGAUUUAUCAGUGGUAUUGGUAUAAGCUCAAACAGGGUAUAGCCGCAUAUGUUCAUUUUUAUGGGAUGUUAGUUUACAUGGCCCCUUUUCGAACUGACACAGAGGCAAUCAUACUAUUCAUUGUUAUAUUUUUCACAUUGCUCUGGGUAAUGGUAAGCUUAACCUUCGAUAUAGUUUAUGGGUUCAUCACUUGGCUUUUAACUAGGAAAAGGAAAAAGAAAUCUCUUCUCCUACUGGAAAAGUUUUUUUUUCAUUUUGUUGCAGGUAGGCGGGAUUAUCGAGCUAGUGAUUUGAGGGACAAGCUUGAAAGACGGCAUUCUCCACAUCGAAGGUAUUCUCCAGGGAGAGAUACUAGAAGUCGGCGUGCAUUUCAUGGUCAGAAACCAGUUCCUUAUGAUAGGGGAUACAGCCCUUCAAGGUCCCCCAGUAAAAGGAGUGAGAGAAGACACAGGAAGAAGCAGCAUUUAGAUGGGCAAAGUGAUGUUUCUGGAAGUCUUAAGAUCUCAGAUGAUGCUGAAGAUCAAAUUAAAGAUGGAAAGCGCUCUUCCUAUGAUGAUAAAGAUGUCCUGGAAGAACAGCUAAAGCAAGCACAAUUGGAUGUUGACAUGCUCGAUGACCAUAAAUGUCAACUUGAGAUGAUCGUAGAGGAGAAGGCGCAAGAAGCUGAAACCCUUACCACUAGAAUUGAGGAGCUGGAAACCCAAUUGAACAAAGAGCAAGAAGAUUGUAAAAGGAUUACUUCAAAAAUUAAAAAGUUCAUCAAAGCACAUAAUCGUUACUCACGUGCACAAGAGGAGCUAAAAAGAACACAAGCUCGACUUCAAAGACUGGGGGAUCAGCUUGGUUCAGAUACUGCAAGAGCAGGUGCCAAUGAAGAAGGUUCAAGUGUUAACAUUGUUAGUGAUGGAGAGGCUAAUGAGGAUAACCGGAUGAGUCCAAGGAACGAAGUGCAGAACCAUGCAUCUCCAAGCAGGAAAAGGCUGCGAGGUGACUUGGGAGUUGGUGAGGAAUCAAAACAAGUACUCUCAAGAAGAAGAGAGGGGCUCUUGUCAGGAAAGAUUAAAUUAGAGAUGCUUACUCGGUGGCAAGGACCUGCCCAAGUGGAAAAUAACAGCAAGGAAGCUGAACUGCUAAACAAAAUCCCAACUGGGAACAAUGUUCGUAGGCCCCUAGCAAAUGCAAUCAAGCAUAAACGAGGAAAGAACGAUUCUUCUAGCACUGCUUCCUUGGAUAAGGUAAAGGGCUCAGAAGCAGGACAUUUGUUGCCUCCAACUAGCAUGGCUGCUCAUGCAGUAGAUGAAUUCAUCGAAGCCAUUGAAUUGGAGGAGAAGUUUGAGACAGGGGGAACUGCUACUGCUCCAGAGAAUGGAACCUCAGAAGAUAAGGCAGGCUUUCCUUUUCUGCCACCCCCACCUCCAAAAAUCCCUCAGAAGAUUUAUACCCAGUAUGAGGGUGCCGACGAGGAUGUGGAUGUGGAAGAGCUCGAUGUGGAUGUGGGAGAUGCAGAUGUCAACAGCGAAGUGGAAAUUGAGCAGCUGUAAGUAAUGCAUCUUCUAACCAAUCAAUUAUUCAGUUCGAUUUUGACCAAGAAAGGCAAUCAUCUUAUUUGCAGUGGCCUGAUAAUGGCUGGUGGUAUCAUCUGAAUUCCCUAGUUCAUUGGCCCUAGUGUUGUGUAGUUUUAGACUCCUGAAUUCAGUAUUUUGCUAUUUGUCCUUUCUUCUUUAUGCAAGUUUUUGUUGAGGAACUGGAAUUAGAUUUUAAUCAAUGGCAGAUUGGGGUUUAAGCA
Magnolia sinica is the source of this 2665-nucleotide messenger RNA. RefSeq names its product zinc finger CCCH domain-containing protein 13. Lineage: Eukaryota; Viridiplantae; Streptophyta; Magnoliopsida; Magnoliales; Magnoliaceae. Bases 870 to 2420 code for a protein of 516 amino acids. The record is from RefSeq and is a predicted model, not a curated record. Gene Ontology annotation, molecular function: metal ion binding. The transcript has 11 exons.